Molecule: messenger RNA, 1915 nt
Organism: Sorghum bicolor (sorghum)
Lineage: Eukaryota; Viridiplantae; Streptophyta; Magnoliopsida; Poales; Poaceae
Exons: 1
Coding region: 418-1428 (336 amino acids)
Source: RefSeq, a predicted model, not a curated record
CGCAGACUCCCAAGUCUGAAUGUUCCAAAACCAAUUAUCUUCAGGAAAAGAGAAUGUUCAGCACCUCCAAAAACUGUUAUCCUUUUUAGGCCAAUCACUGCAUAGGACAUACCAUUUCAUGCACAUAUAGUAAAUCUCAGCACUUAUCAAGUCCUAAUUCCACGAGUAGUUUUAUACCCCCAAUGGCAGAGUACUAUAAAGAUCCUAAACCCCAGAAACCCCGAUCCCCAAAGAUUAGUCUCCAGCUCAUCCAUCCACAGCUUAGAUAGAAGUUAGUAGAACUCCUCAGCAGUCUGCUCGUGGCUGCUUGAUCACAUUGGCACCGUCAAGUUAAACUAGCUCCUUCACAUUACCAGCCGGUCAGCCAGCCACUGCCGUUGCCCGCUUGGCGUUUUGGCCGUGUGAUCCAUUGGCGCCAUGGGGUGCACCACCUCAAGGCAGGCCCGUCACGACCUCCGGUACUGCCCGUCGCCGCUGGGGGCGCUGCCGCGCAGCCAGUCGUUCCCGGCUCGGUGCCCCAGCGACGUCGGAGUCCACGUGGUGCGGCUCACGUCGUCCACGCUCGGCUCCCUGGAGCUCGAAAAGGCCCUGCCGCGGGCACCGGAGCCCGCGGCGGCGCGCGCGACCACGAGGCUUGCGCCACGGACGCCCACCAUGACGCCGCCCAACGAGCCCGAGGACAUCGACGCGUGGGCGCUCAUGGCCGGCCUCGAGGACCACUCACCGCUGCUGGCCGCGCCGUUCGGCCGCCACUCCUUCUCGUUCCCGGUCGCCACGGUGCCGCAGGACCUCACGGCGUCUGCCAAGGUGACGCCGCUGCCGAUGCCUCGGCCCGACGCCGCCCUGGUGACCGGUGGCGAGGGGAAGCCGGCGCCGCCGCCGGUGCCGCCGCGGAGAGCGGUGCUCUACUUCACGUCGCUGCGCGGCGUGCGCGCCACGUACGAGGACUGCUGCCUGGCGCGCGCCAUCCUCAAGGGCUACGGCGUGCGCCUCGACGAGCGCGACGUGUCCAUGCACCGCGGCUUCCGGGACGAGCUCCGCGGCCUUCUCGACCUCGGCGGCGGCCCGCUCGCCAAGUGCCGGGCGCCCGCCACGCCCGCCGCACUCCCGAGCCUGUUCGUGGACGGGGAGCUCGUGGGCAACGCCGAGGAGCUGAAGCGGCUGCACGAGACCGGGGAGCUCGCGGCGAGGCUGGCCGGGUGCGAAAGCGCCGCGGCGACCGGCGCCCAUGGCGAGGCCGGCGCGUGCGAGGCCUGCGGGGACGUGCGGUUCGUGCUCUGCGAGGUCUGCUCGGGCAGCUGCAAGGUGUACGUGGACGACGAAGACGAGCCGGAGGAGGAAGGCGACGAAUGCGGCGGCGGCGGGUUCCGGCGGUGCACGGAGUGCAACGAGAACGGCAUCGUGAGGUGCCCCGUGUGCUGCUGCUGAGCCGAGACGUCCGCGGAGCUGGAUACGCGCGACGCGACGUGACGUGAACAAUUAUUUUUUCGCUCCCAGCUACGUGCGCACCACUUGGGUGUGGUGCAUGCUAGCCCUCGGAGUUUUGUGAAUGGUAUUCUGUAAUCAUUCGUGUGCGAUCAACGGCGCGCGGCGAUGGUGCUGUCCAUGUCUGCAUUUUUACAUUGCAUUGCAUGUUAAGAGUGGUGUGUUUUAGAGGAAUUGAGUUCUCCUAGUCUAGUCCAAAUAGUCCAAUAGCGAACAACUGAACAAGGACAUCUUCUUUCGCCGGCCACACCGGCAGUGGACUGCUUCGCCCUGGACGCGUUCCUCCUUUUUGGUUUUUGCUCGCGAAACGGACGGUGGCCGUGGCUGGAGCAGUUGGGGCGCGAUUCAAAGCCGGCGCCGGCGCCGGCGCGGCGCGUUUUUGUAUGCGACAGAGCAAAAGCGAGGCGCAGGAACGGGACAAUUGGAGCAA